Messenger RNA from Prorocentrum cordatum, 3681 nucleotides. The record is from the annotation of a GenBank genome assembly. Lineage: Eukaryota; Dinophyceae; Prorocentrales; Prorocentraceae.
GACUCUGGGCAACCUGAGGGGUGCCUACGAUCGUUUGCCCUCGAAGACGGUCAACGCUGGCCCUAUCACCCAGAGGCUGGUCGAUGCUCUUGCACAGGAGAGGCUCUUCAACCUCAGCGGCACGGCUCGCAACAUGAGGAUGGUGGACCAGGCCGAUCGUGUGCUUUGGGCUGCGAGGUGCCAGGUGAUUGCGGAAGGGCUGUGGCGCGGGGCCGAGAAGCAGCACAUCCUGGAAGAGGCGAGAGCCAAGUCCAAGCGCUUCGACCAGGAGCUGGUCAACGAGAGGAGGAAAGAGUGGGCAGCCAAGUUGGAGUCGGCGGCAAAGGGUGCGGCAGGUGGCCUUCACAGGCUUUGCAAGCCAGCUGAGGUCUGGCGACCACGGCGGGCGGCAUCCGCCGCUCAUUCCGCCGACCCUUUGCAGGCUGCUCAGUACGCGCUAGACGAGUGGAACAAAGUGUGGCGAGCGGGAGAAGAAGUGCAGAAAGCUCCCAGGCCCUGGGAGUUGGCGGCACGUAUGGAGCUGAACGAUUUCAACGACGGGGCCUUCGAACGGCUAAAGAAGGUCGCUCGCAGUUUCAAGAAGAAGACGGCGAUAGGAUCAGACAGGUGGCGCCCGUCUAUGUUGCAGGGCGCCUCGGACGACGCGCACUGGACAUUGCUCGCCAUCCUGCGGGAGGUAGAGAAGACCCUUGUCUGGCCGUCGCACGCGGCCACGAUGUUUUUUUUCCUCAUCCCCAAGAAUGAGCUGGUCGACCGUGCCAUCGGCCUCCUGCCCACCCUGGUGAGGGUCUGGGAGAUCAUGAGGGAGCCGUACUUGCAGGACGCGGCGUGGGAGGUUCUUUUGGCUCACGAAGCGGACGCCCCUGGGGGCGCUGAUCCUGCAGUCACUGCCACGAUCACGGCGAUCCUGGACCUGGCGAAGGCCUUCGAGAGGGUGAGUUUGCACGUCCUGUGUGGGCGGGGCAAGCGCAUGGGCUUUCACACAGGGGUUCUGGCGGUGGUAUGCUCCUGUUUUGCCGCGGCGCGACGUGGACGUGUCAGCGCGGGGGGCGCGGUGUCGCUCGAGACGCGCACGGUGUGCACCAUCAUUGCAGGCAGCAAGUUCUCGGUGGGUUUCCUUAAAAUGGUGAUUCAUGAUACGGUCGACGGUUUGGUGGUUGAGCAUCCGCUGGCAACGUGGCGCAUGUACGUCGAUGACCUCAGCAUCAGGCAGAGGGGUGCGCAGCAGUGGGUAGCCGAUGUUUUCCCGCUGGCGAUCGACGACAGCAUUGCGGGUUUUGCUGAGCUGGGCUUGGAGUUCUCCGUGGGUGCAAAGGGCAAGGGCACGGUCAUGGCUAGUACCAAGUGGCUCAGGGACGCCGUGCAGGGCGAUAUGAGCCAGAGGGGGUUGCCAGUUGUCCGAGCCUGCCCAUGCCUGGGGGUCGACUUGGUUUCCAGCGGCACGGCGCUCAAGGCAAAGAGCGGCAAGCGUUUCGCCAAGAUGCGGAGGCGGACGGCCAGGUUACUUCAGCUACGGCGAGGAGGUAAAGGAAUGGCAAGAGGCAUGGGAUUGGUGUAUAAGUGCGGGCUGAAGCGGUCGGUGUUGCAUGGGUGCAAGUGCUUGGGCAUGCCAAAUCACCAGCUUCAGCAAGUUUGUCGCGCCGCAGGCAAGCUUCUCCCAGGGCCCAGGGGGGCGAAGAGCCUCACUUUGCAGCUGGCCCUCGCGAAGGAGGAGCCCGCGUGCGAGAUCACGGCCGCUCCUGUGGUUCGCUGGGCACGCGCUGUGCGGGAGCUCACGGUGGGAGAAGAAGCGGCGAGAGCAGCGAAGUGGGAGGCCCAACAGGGGCACCAUGAAAGACCUGAUCGGCAACACACAGGGCCAGAGGCUGGUGUGCAGACCCUCACUCACCCCCACACCAAUGGCACCUUGCUCGCAGGGAGAGGUGCUGUAGGUGAUGUCGCUGCUCUGGAUGAAGCACUAGGUGUCUGGGCGGCGCUGUGGAUCACCGACCUUCGCGGGGUGGACUACCCAGACGUCGACGACUGGCUUGAGUGGGCGACCGUGCUUGUGGGGGUGAGGUGCGAGGGGGCCUCGCAGGCAGAUAUCGCAGCCACUUGCAGACGAUCGUGGGCUCGGGCACGAUGGAGGCGAGCGGCGGCGAUCAGGUACAUCAAUGACUUGGAUUACGUGGGCCGAGUGGAGGUGCUGAAGCAAUGCAGAUACGAGCGUGGCGCGGUGCAGCAGGUACUCCGACGUCUGCUCGGGGACAGGCUGCGACGGGCGCCUGACGAGUGCCACAACAUCGGCAGCCUCGGCGGGUUGCUGGAUCUUUUCGCGCAGGCGGGACGGCAAUUGGCCAUCUCGGAGGAGCGUGUCAGCGGACGGCGGCGGGACCUCGGCGAGCGUGAAAACUUGCAGGAGCAACUCCAGAGGGCGUGGAAGCAGCGGCAAAUCGCAGUGGGCAUGCAGCCGCAGUGGGGGCGUGUCAAAAUCCCCGCAGGUGUUGUCAUCAUGUCCAUGCGCAGAGCUGGGUGGACGCGGCCGAAGUGGCACAGUUUCCUGAUGCGCAAUGGGGAACAGCUCAACCUAUUGGAGACCUGCCCCAACGACGUCGGGAUGUUAUUGCAGCAGGACCUGGAUGCACAGCUGCGGGCGCAGUGGACAGCAGAGCCAGGGCACGAGAGCUUGGCGCCAGCACCUUUCUUGCAGCCCGCUAGGGCGGUGUUGGGGGCCAGGAACUUCCCGAAGCAUGCGAAGAGCGCAGCGAGGAAGGUGCUCAUAGGCGACUCCUGGACCAUGAGUAAGCUCUUUAAGCACAACAUCACGCCGACGGACAUUUGCUUGGCGCGUGGCGAGGACGUGGGCACGCCGCAUCACAUGUAUUUCGUCUGCCCGAAGCUGCGCGACGUGCGGAGCAAUGGGCAGGCGGACUGGCAGCGCGUGGCGGAGCAGCAGGUCGACAGCUUGUUGUGGGCGAGGGGGCUGGUGAGAGAUCCGUCGGUGGACUGGCAGUUUCGCACCGUUACGGAGGAGCAGUACCACUUCGUGGUGAACGAGGGCUCCGAGGCUCACCUCACGGGCGACAUCGUUUGCGACGGGCCGGAGAUGGGCGGCAGCAAGUGGGCGCAGGCUGGGUGGGCAGCUAUGGCGAUCAACGGCGAAGGUGCGCCAACUAUCCAGCUCUGGCGCCCGCUGCCGUGCCAGUACAGUGUGCAGAAGACGGUGAAGCGUGCGGAGAUGUGGGCCUUCCUCAAGGUUUUGGAGGUGGUGAUGCCACCAUGCAGGAUCUACACCGACCACCGGGGGAUCGUCGACGGUCUGGCUCGAGGUGCUCGGUGGCGCCUCUCCUGGAAGCGGCCGCACGCGGACUUGUGGCGGAGGAUAUGGUACAAGGCCACGAUCAACAGGCUCGAGGUGGGCCAGCAGGCCAUCGCUAGGGGUAACGCUGCCGUUGACCUCUUGGCGAAGUGCGGUGCCGAGGACGACUACGGUUACGGCAGGCAGGAGGUGCUCGAUAGGCUCGGGGAGAAGGUCAAGUGGGCCAUCCAGAACGUCGGGUGGUGGCACCAGCAGCUGAACGGAGAGUGGCCUGACGCCCCCCCACGGCCGCCUGGGCCUAGGCGCAGGCGGCAGCAGCAGCCUCACAUCCAGCUGACGAAGCACGAGGUGGAGCAGCGUGGGCGGUGGCAAGUGCACGCGGC